AUGUUUUCAUUUGCAAAGAAACUUGUUGAUAGAUUAGAAGGCAAUUCGUCUCCUAAUUCCAAUGUCAAGGAUUCUUAUUUUAAGAAUGCCACCGAAAUAAAUAACAAAGGAUAUGCCCUUCGAGUAUUGAAUGUGGUCCCACAUUCUAUUGCUCACGAGAAAGGUUUCGAAUCUUGGUUUGAUUAUAUUAUCAGAAUCAAUAACCAUGAAUUGCCAAUGCUUUACCCACAAUUGUCCAAUUUCUCAUACUCAAUUAAUGAAGACGGGACGAUCAAUUAUGGUGGAAAUGCAACAUCUCAACAAGCAGCAACUAUUAAUUUCGAGUUACUUAUGCAAGAAAUAACCACAUUAGCUAAUCACGAACAAGAUCUUGUAGUUGAUGUCUGGAGUGCAAAAGGUGGUAUCAUCAGACAAAUUGCUUUACCAUUGAAGAAAUUUGAAGCUAGUGACAAAUCUGAAGAAGACAAUGAAAAUCAAACAGUACACAAGUUAUUCGUUGACAAUUUUAAACAAUUGGGACUUACGUUAGAAUCACAACAUUUGAAUACUGCAACAUAUGUUUGGAGAAUUUUAACCACUCACCAAGGAUCACCUGCUUUUAUGUCUCAAUUAGUGCCAUAUUCAGAUUAUAUCAUUGGUUGUGAUUCCGCCUUCCCUACUGAUAUCAAUGGUAAAGGAUUACUUGCGACUGGUGGAGAGUCCUUAUUAUCAAAGACGGUAUUAAACUAUUACAACUACCAUUAUGCCUCAUCUAGUGAAGACAAUGUCCCAAUUACCCUUUAUGUGUAUAAUCAUGAUUAUGAUAUUUUAAGACCAGUAACGGUUAAUCUUUCUCGUAGUUGGGGUACUGGACAAAACAAGGGUAUUCUAGGAUGUGAUGUUGGUUAUGGUUUAUUACAUAGAAUUCCUGAAGUUGUUGGUAAGUUUCAAAGUGAUUCAAUUGUUGACGAUGUUCUUUUUGAAAAUAACCAGAAUGUCGGAUUUCAACCUCAACAAAGUUUACCCCCACAACAUUCCACGUAUGUUCCACCAUCUCCUGAAAAUUCACAAGAAAACUAUAUUAAUACUGCUCCACCUCUUCCAACAAUAGGUUCUGUUCCACCACCACCUCGUGGAGCAGCAAGAAAGAAAAAACACGUUGUUGAUAAGUCUGCUGUUGAAGGAUUAGAUGAUUACAUGAAUGAAGAAUUAGAAAAGUCAAAGAAAUUGGAUGUAACUACAAAACCAAGUAGUGCUUCAUCAUCAGAUAAUGUUCCUCCUCCUCCACCUCCAGCCGCCAAGUAA
Messenger RNA from Candida tropicalis MYA-3404, 1284 nucleotides. RefSeq lists its product as uncharacterized. Gene Ontology annotation, biological process: Golgi organization. Gene Ontology annotation, cellular component: Golgi apparatus. The transcript has a single exon. Bases 1 to 1284 code for a protein of 427 amino acids. Gene Ontology annotation, molecular function: protein binding. Lineage: Eukaryota; Fungi; Ascomycota; Pichiomycetes; Serinales; Debaryomycetaceae. The record is from RefSeq and is a predicted model, not a curated record.